AUGGAUGGCUUUAAUGAUGCGUUGAAUGAAUGCAAUUUGGUUGAUAUGGGAAUGUCAGGAGGUCGAUUCACAUGGUCAAAGGGACAUGGUACUGAGGCGUGGGUGGAGGAAAGGCUCGAUAGGGCGGUGGCUACGGUGGAGUGGUUGGAGAUACACGAUGAUACAGAGGUUCGUAAGGUUUACACAUCACAAUCUGACCAUAGUGCUAUUUUCGUGGACAUGGAACCGCGUCCGAUACGGCAUGCACGAAGGUCUUUCAAAUUUGAGUCUGCGUGGUUGUUGGACGAAGGUUGUGCAAUGGUAGUUGAGGCAGCGUGGGGGCAGUCUCGUGGUAUGGAGUUUCAACACCGAAUAGAGCUUUGCGGCCAACAGCUUCAGCGAUGGGGCAGGGAGCAUUCAAGCCAGUUCGGCAAUAGGAUCAAGAUCCAUCGUAACAGAAUGGCUGUUCUGAAAGAGGAUAGGGAUCCGCAAGCAGUGAAGGAGUUCCUAGAAACCGGGGCAGCACUUGAAGUUUUAUUGAGACAGGAAGAGAUUUUUUGGCUCCAAAGAUCCAAGCAGCUAUGGCUUAAGCUUGGGGACUCCAACACGAAGUAUUUCCACAAAUCGGCUUCGGCACGUAAAAAACGUAACUAUCUACAGCGGUUAAUGGAUCAGGACGGGGUUUAG
Messenger RNA from Ipomoea nil (Japanese morning glory), 666 nucleotides. RefSeq lists its product as uncharacterized. The coding region runs from base 1 to 666 and encodes 221 amino acids. The record is from RefSeq and is a predicted model, not a curated record. The transcript has a single exon. NCBI's taxonomy places the organism in Eukaryota, Viridiplantae, Streptophyta, Magnoliopsida, Solanales, Convolvulaceae.